Messenger RNA from Peronospora matthiolae, 192 nucleotides. The record is from the annotation of a GenBank genome assembly. Lineage: Eukaryota; Oomycota; Peronosporomycetes; Peronosporales; Peronosporaceae.
AUGCUGAUGAACUGGACACUCGUCGAUGAUGCCGCCAUAGAGCCAAAGAAGGGGGCGUCUAAGCAAAAGUCGAAAGAGAAUUAUACGAAGUACAACGUCCGUACACCCGUCGACGAACCCGUUCUGGAUCUGGAAAACCUCGAGGCAAAGUCUAAGGGCAUGGCAUUCGUCGAUAACACCGGCAGAGGGUAG